Messenger RNA from Dermacentor silvarum, 2384 nucleotides. RefSeq names its product mediator of RNA polymerase II transcription subunit 28-like. The record is from RefSeq and is a predicted model, not a curated record. Gene Ontology annotation, cellular component: mediator complex. NCBI's taxonomy places the organism in Eukaryota, Metazoa, Arthropoda, Arachnida, Ixodida, Ixodidae.
AUAUGCUUUGAGGCUGCGGAACGUGCGUCUGUUCUAGAUCGCAAGUGUUCGUGAGGAGCCGGCGCCAGUCCAGAGAUGGCUUCGUCCAACCACAUCGUGGAUGAUUUCGAGAGCUCUUUUCAGGCAUGUCUGGCUGCAGUCACAAAUCCAGAUUACUUCUAUGUUCGUGACUCGGAAGAAGUAAAGACAGGAGUGGAGCAGACUGUACAGCGGUUCCUGGAUGUAGCUAAACAGAUGGAGAGUUUCUUCCUUCAGAAAAGGCUGGUACUGUCGGCUCAGAAGUCCGAGCAAAUGGUCAUGGAGGAUAACACAGAGCUGAAAAAUGAACUGGUCCGCAAGGAACAGUUGCUACAGAAGUACAAUGAGAAGAUUCACUACUGGCAAAGCCUUCUGAAUGACACAGUGAAUGCAAGUGGGCAGCAGACGCAGCCACAGCCACAAGUACCUCCAGGAGGCGGCACACAGCAAGGCAUGCCUACACAGAGCCAGCAGUCUAUGCCAAUGGGUGGUGUAGCACAAGGCCUGCCAGGUCCACUGGCCUACUUGGAGCGGACCACAUCCAGCAUUGGCAUGCCAGAUCCCAGGCGAUGAAGACUAGAGGCACACCAAAGUGACUGCCUACACCUCAUCUUUCAAAAGCCAUAAGAGAGGGCUGUGUGUGGGAUGUGCAGCUAGCUGUGGUAUGCAGUGGUCAGAAGUGCCUCAGUAGGCUUAAGACAGGCUGAUUUGUUGUGAUAAAUAUGCCAGUGCCCCAUCUCCGAACCACUUUACCUGUGGCAUAAAAUUAUGACCGUCACAUGUCGAGCGCCUGCCACUGCUGCCUUUGUUUGUGUGCGUACCCCAUGGUUACUUAACACAGACCUACCUUCUUUGCUAUUGCUGAUUGUGAGCCAUACCAUUAUGGAAUGCUCUUUUAGCUCCAGAAAAGGCUGAAGGCAGCCAUAAUCACACUGCACACAAGUUGUUCAACGCAAACUGUCAACCUCACAAGAGAGCUGGCUGGGCGAUUUGCUGUUCGGAAGAAACUUGUAUGCAUAAGCAAACUAGUUAGGUGACAACUGUGUAGUCCACAUUCAACUCAUGAUAAACUUUCAUUGUGCUAGUGAUCAGUGUACAAACUCUGCACAGUUGUUUAGCUUCUAAUAAAAAUGUGAGAGACUGACUCGAACACCAAGGGCCGUCUCGAACCUCAUCCUCCUUUUCUUUUCUCUACGAGCGCCCAUUCUUUAAUCUAGCACUUUUUCUACAGCUUCUGUAUUAUUUAUGAUCAACUGAACAAUGUUUUCUUGAGCUGCCAGUACAUUUGUAGGAAUGUAAUAUGAGCAGCCAUUGGUGUCACAGUUACAACUAUCUUGGUCUGAGUGUUUUCUGUGAGAAGCUGUGAAAAGCACAUCAUGCUUUUUCAGCAUUAAACAAGUGAAGGCUUUUUCCAUGUCGCAAGAGGCUUCCACCUAGGUGGCUGCGUGUUUUCUGCAGCUUUCAUGUUCAGCUCCGGCAUGAACAGUAUAUGAUGUAGUUGCCUGCCAUUUGUGAGAAAGGAUUGUUUUAGGACAAGCCAGAGUGUAGCAGGGUACCAUGUAUGCAUUGAGGGGGCCCUAUGGCACAUGAAGAGAUAUUACAUCAGCUUCGAUCUAACACAUUUUUUUAUUUUCAUGUAAUGCUUCCAUAGAUGGGCAUGUAUGUUUUAUCGUAAUCUUCUAAUUUCUCACUACAGUCAUAUUGAAGUCUUGACUAAACGAAGUUUGUGCUCAUUGCAUAUGCACCUUUACAGCCUGUGUGAGAAGGGCCCAUGCAGAAAUAGUGAAUAUGCAUCACUUUGCAGUUGGCCAGCCAUGCACGUUACAUUAUUAGGGCCAAUACUUGGUGCUUGCCAUUUGUGGUGGACUUUAGAAGCAUUCGGAAACAUGUGAACAGUAUAAGCAUGAGCUUAGUUCUUGUCCCAUUGACGGUUGUGCGCAUAAAAGGUUUAUGUUGGUUAAAGUAUUUUCACGUGUUCUCCUGUUGCUACAUUAUCCACGAGAAAGCAAUUCUAGGGAUCACCAAACCAGUCAGCAUCCUAAGACAGUCCUGCAAAGUGAUGUGGCUUGGCUACGCAAGGUGGGAUUUUAUGCUUACCUGUGGGACAAGUGAUUGAGACUGCUUUUAAUGCAGUGAAAAUUACAACUAGUGUAAUGAAGACACAGGGGGGAGCAUUGUGGCCACCUUAAAGUCCAACUGCAAUGAAAUUUUGCACUGUGUAAAAAGCCUAUAGUUUAAGAUAACGUAGAUAUAGAGGAGGCCUCCGUGCAACAUUUUACUUUUGAAAUACGAGCGAGAGUGUCGUGAAACACUUGCAAAAAUAAGUUUUUGAAACUGAAACUGAAAGAAAAAGAAACGCGAUUACC